AGCUUGAGCUAGCACUCAAGGAAUUCAUAUUAAUCUAUCAACACCACACUAUUCUAAGCGAUGCCAUGAUGAUCAAAAAAGCAAAAUUGUUAGCAGAUGAACUUGGACUUCAUGAAGAAGCAGGUUCUGUUGAUAAGGAUGUUAUUACUGAAUCCUUAUCUUUAUUGCAAAGUAAAUGCUCUAAAUACCCUCUUGACUGCAUAUAUAACAUGGAUGAAACCAGGCUUUUUUACCAAUUGGAACCAGAUCGAACCUUAGCGAUUCGACGAAUUGCAAGGUGCAAAAAAAAUAAGAAACGUAUUUCUCAUGUUCUUUUACUUCUUGAUAAUUGUUCUAGUCAUAAGUUAGAUAGGCUAACCCUCCGGCAUGUAGAUGUACAUUUUUUACUCAAAAAUACAACUUCUAGGAUACAACCCAUGGACAUAGGAAUUAUCAUGGCUUUUAAAAGAGCCUAUCAUCGUUUUCAUCUUCAGUUGUCAGUGAAGCAGACUAUCAGUGAAACAGGGCUGGAUAUUGGUAUUGAAUUUUACUCUUUAAUUUAUUAUGAUACACAAGUCGAAGCAAGUAAUCUUGUUCAGGAUUUGAAAAUAAAUGUUUUACAAGCAAUCUUGUAUAUCAUAAAGGGUUGGGAGGAGGUUUCGGCUGUAACCAUACGUAAUUACUGGCAUUAUACAAAAAUUCACCUGUCUAGUGCAAAUCUUUCAAAUGAUCUUCGUGAAGCUGGCGAUUCAAGGCUUGAAGGUCUUAUUAGGUCACUGGAUACUCUCUGUCUUCCAAAUGCGAUGGAAAUUAAUAAAUUCUUAAAUUUUAAUGGUGAAGAGAUUGUUUACGAAGUCCUCCCAGAGAAUCAAAUCAUUAAGAAGCUGGCUUAUGUGUUCAGAAAUGAUGAAAGUGUUGAAGUUAUGAAUGAAGGAAAUACUGAGGUAAUAGAUGAAGAAGAAAAUGAUAGUGUAGAACCCGCAAUUGUUAGUGGUAGCUUGGCGUUGAAUAGCUUAGAAAAUGUUCAGAUGUUUUUACUUUAG
Messenger RNA from Cetraspora pellucida, 1022 nucleotides. The record is from the annotation of a GenBank genome assembly. Lineage: Eukaryota; Fungi; Glomeromycota; Glomeromycetes; Diversisporales; Gigasporaceae.